This is a messenger RNA of Cucumis melo (muskmelon), 607 nucleotides long. RefSeq names its product sister chromatid cohesion protein SCC2-like. The transcript has 3 exons. NCBI's taxonomy places the organism in Eukaryota, Viridiplantae, Streptophyta, Magnoliopsida, Cucurbitales, Cucurbitaceae. Bases 15 to 314 code for a protein of 99 amino acids. The record is from RefSeq and is a predicted model, not a curated record.
ACGCGGAAGGUCAAAUGGGAACAGAUGAAGCUGGUGAUGGAGCUGGCCCUGACACUGUGGAGAGUGGCCAAAGUGUACCUGUUGUUGCUGGUGCCGGAGAUACCAACAUUUGUGGUGGUAUUGUUCAGUUGUAUUGGGAAAGGAUUCUGGGACGAAGCUUAGAUUUAAAUGGCCAAGUUCGUCAAAUUGCCCUCAAGGCCAUAGUAAGCUUGUGGGUUGGUGCUGUGAUUAGUAGCUGGUGCAAUUUCAUAACUGUCUUGUAUGUUGGUCAUUUUCUACUAGAGGAGGAUGAUAAGUUUCUAGAUAAGGUUUGAGCUACAGUUCAGGAAGAGGAAUGUCAAGCCCUUGCUGCAUUUAGUGCCUGUUUCCAAUAUUAAUAAUUGUUUGAAGAAGCAUUUUCGAGACCUUUAAAAUGUCGUGAUUUUUGAAUUUAUAUAAUUCUGUUUGGUUGCAGUUAAUUUUACAAGCGUGUUUUCAUUGUUGGUGGAAUCAGACUUGAAUAAUAUGGGAUUUAUGUGCUUUAAGAUAUGAAUGGGAUUUAUUGUUGCUUUAAGAUAUGAAUGGGAUUUAUGUGCAAGUGCUAAUAGCAUUUUCAUUGUUGGUGGAA